AUGUAUACACAAUUGUUAAAGAAAGCACUUUUAGAAAUCGAAGAUGACGAUAGAAAAUUUCUAAAAGACCUCGCUGAAUAUUGUCGUGAACAGGAUGAUAUUCUUGAAGAUCAAAUUAAACAAGUUGAAAAUGAAUAUCGUAAUCAUACGCCAAUAUGGUGCUAUACAGCUGAAACAUUUAUUUAUCCUAUGCUUAAUCGUGGACUUCGACUUAUGGAUAUUAAUAUUAUACUCAAAAUGGGCUUUUUUAUUCGUCAUUUACAUCAACACAUUCAAAAUUUAUAUCAUAAACAACAACCUGAAAACAUGAACACAGCUACUCCGUUCAAAGUUUAUCGUGAUCAAGGUUUAGCAUUAGAAGACUUUGAAAAAAUGAAAAAUAGCAUAAAUCAAUUAAUGUCUUUCAAUAAUUUUCUAUCAACAAGUCUCAAUCAGAAUAUUUCCUUUCAAAAAUUUGCACGACCAGCAGCAUUUAAUGAUCCCAAUAAAGUUGGCAUACUCUUCAUUAUGACUAUUGAUCCUGAUGUAUGUACAAAAUCAAAAAUUCCAUUUGCUGAUGUUAGUCAAGUUGGCUUUUUCGAAGGCCAAGAAGCCGAAAUCCUUUUUACAACACAUACAAUAUUUAGAAUCGAUAAAAUUCAACGAGUUCAUGACGAUCAUACUGGUCGUCUAUGGGAAGUCAAGCUUACUCUUGUAGGUAAUGAUAAUCACGAAUUAAACAAACUUACAGCACACUUACGCCAAGAGUUCAAUUGGACAACAGGAUGGUCUCGACUUGGUCAUAUACUUCUUAAAGUGGGUGAGCCUGCAAAAGCAGAGCAACUCUAUCAGAUUCUCCUCGAAAAGGCAUCUUCUGAUAAAGAGAGAUCGGAUUACAGUCAUCAACUUGAUUGGGUGUAUCGGAGUAUGGGCGAGUACUCGAAAGCACUUUCAUCGUACGAACGAUCACUUGAAAUCAGAAAAAUAGCUCUCCCUCCGAAUCAUCCCGACUUGGCUACUUCCUACAACAACAUCGGUAUGGUGUAUAAUAAGAUGGGCGAGCACUCGAAAGCACUUUCAUUGUACGAAAGAUCACUUGAAAUCCGAAAAAUAGCUCUCCCUCCAAAUCAUCCCGACUUGGCUGGUCCCUACAACAACAUCGGUAUGGUGUAUAAUAGAAUGGGCGAGUACUCGAAAGCACUUUCAUCGUAUGAACGAUCACUUGAAAUCCGAAAAAUAGCUCUCCCUCCAAAUCAUUCCAACUUGGCUAUUUCCUAUAAUAACAUCGGUUUGGUGUAUUCUCACAUGGGCGAGUACUCGAAAGCACUUUCAAUGUACGAACGAUCACUUGAAAUCCUCAAAAUAGCUCUCCCUCCGAAUCAUCCCGACUUGGCUUCUUCCUACAACAACAUCGGUUCGGUGUAUGAUAACAUGGGCGAGUAUUCGAAAGCACUUCGAUACUGCGAAAAAGCCCAAGAAAUCUUCAAGAAAUCUCUACCUUCAAAUCAUCCACAUAUUACACUUGUGAAAAGAAACAUUGAAAAUGUAAAAAAGAGAAUGUAA
Molecule: messenger RNA, 1542 nt
Organism: Rotaria sordida
Lineage: Eukaryota; Metazoa; Rotifera; Eurotatoria; Philodinida; Philodinidae
Source: the annotation of a GenBank genome assembly